Messenger RNA from Trichosporon asahii var. asahii CBS 2479, 3867 nucleotides. RefSeq lists its product as uncharacterized. The record is from RefSeq and is a predicted model, not a curated record. Gene Ontology annotation, biological process: activation of GTPase activity; nucleocytoplasmic transport. The transcript is spliced from 2 exons. NCBI's taxonomy places the organism in Eukaryota, Fungi, Basidiomycota, Tremellomycetes, Trichosporonales, Trichosporonaceae. Gene Ontology annotation, cellular component: cytosol; nucleus; perinuclear region of cytoplasm. Gene Ontology annotation, molecular function: small GTPase binding; GTPase activator activity. Bases 1 to 3867 code for a protein of 1288 amino acids.
AUGGUCUCUGCAGACCACAAAGGAGGAGGAGACUCCCCUCCGCCUCCAGAUCACUCUUCUCCCCCGACAUCCCCACCUCCACCCCAGAAUGAAUCCGCACCCCCCUCCGACAUUGACAGCAAGACGCUAGGCGAGCGUGACGCCGUGAAAGAUGCUGCGGACACAAGCGCUGCAACUGAACCGCAGCCUCCCACUGAUCACACGACCGAGACGCCUGCCGCUACUGAGUCCGAGUCUGCAUCUGACGCCAAGGAGCAGGACUCCCCGCCGCCGACACCACCCAAAGAUGACAGCGCUGCGCCGGACGCCGGCAAGGCAUCCCCCGCUAAGAGCGCAGAUGACCAGCCCCUCUCUGCUAUUGCACCGACAGCUCCGAAGCCCAAGCCACCCAAGCCGAAUGCGAAGCGUCCAAAGAAGGGUAUCUUGAAGCCGCCCCCGCCUCCGGCAAAGCCGACGCUUGGUAACAUGCUGCGCGACAUGGUCGUCGGAUCCGUGUCCGGGGAAGGUCCCGGGCCGUCCGCACCUCACCCGUCGCAGGCUAUGAAUGCAGCCGUCGGCACGCUGAAUGCGUGGUCGGGGCGUCUGGGACUGGGAUUCGGGCGGUUCGGGAGGGACGCAGAGUCGCAGCCCGGACCGCCUGUUCCUCCCAAAGUGCUCAAACCGCGCCUCCCACCACGCACGACCUCGCUGCGUGAUGGACGAUCCACUGGUCAGCCGGGCCAGGCGCCUUCACCGCCGCCGGCUCCCGUGGCGGCCGCUGCCUCUGCUCACCCGUCACCUGCCAACCCGAAGAAGAAGCAGCCCCUCAAGCGAGCGACUUUCGUGCUGCCCAGCAUGAGUAUCACCUACCCCAUCAGCUCUUACGGAGAACCAUGGAGUCAGAAGGUCCUGGAGGACCGGCAAAGAGUCGAAUCACGCCAGCGCAUGCUUCUGUCGACCGCUCGCGGAUCAGAAUACUGGACGUCCAUGCGGCUUAUCAAGCUGUACGAGAGCGCGUGUCGCGGACGAGAGGAGAAGCCCAGGUUAGGCGUGGUGCGGGCGCUGCAGGCUCUUCCAGCCCACCCGAAGCCUCGACAUCUGCACCUGAUCGUCCACGACAUUGCGUCCCAAGGUCCGACAUCAUCGUCGUCACAGUCAUCGUCGUAUCCGAUCGACCACCACCUCACGCGGUAUGCUGCUGAGGCGUUAGCCGAUGUCCUCGCGAUCGAGUGGGGUCUCAACGAUCUCCGCCUCGAAAAGGGUGUCAUCGAGAACGAAGAGGCUAUCAAGCCGAUUCUCCACGCCCUUCUCGUUAGCGGAUCGCUUCCGAGCCUGAGUCUCGCUGGAAACAAAAAGAUCAAGGCUGGUGGAUGGAACCUCCUGGCUGUGUUCCUGAAGCGAGUGAGUUUAUGUACGCUUGUCGUGGCUAACUCUCAGGCGCGCUCAUUGAAGUCGCUCGAUUUGUCGGAGACGACGUGGGACCGCAAGGGUGUCGACUAUCUUGUUCAGGCUCUGAACUCUGCGCCGGUCCAGAACCACGCUGCCAUCGUCUCGGCAGAAAGCGAGACCGACGGCGACGAUACGGACGACGGCUCCAAGAAGUCGCCGUACUGCCUCAUUCUCCCUCCAACGCCGAUGCUGAGGAACCUCGAGGACAUCGACUCGGCUCCCGCGGCGGUUCAGACGCUGCGCAUGGACAACUGCAACUUCCGGUCGUCUGCGCUGGAGGUGCUCGCAAACGGCAUCCGCACGUCUGAUCUCCUUCACCUCUCCCUCCGCAACAACCGCAUCAACCACCUGGGCGCAGUGUCGCUCGCUGUGAUGAUCCGCGACUACCCCGACAGUGCCGCCAUCAGCUCCCUCGCCCCCCUCGUCAACUCCCACAACGACAACUCCCUUCCCUACGUCCCGCGCGCGUGGCGGCAGCAGGGCCCUCCUCGCCCGAACGCUGACAAUGCCGACCUCCCUCCCAUCCCACUCGUCACGUCGUCGUCUGCCGGUGGGGUUACAUCUCGUGUCGUGCCCGAUGGAUACAAACCUCCUCCGGCGCCGAAACACCCGUUAGUCAUGCCUGGCGGCGGGUACAGCGCGAUCCAGGACGGCGCCUUGAACUCUGUCACGGCCGAGGGCAAGAUCUCGCACGCCGAGCAGGGUGUCGCAUCUUUGGCUCUGCAGCGCAGCGUGCGCGCGCUCGAUGGCGUGGAGCGCGUCGGCCGUCUCGUCACGCUCGACUUGAAGAACAACGACAUCGGUCGUGGCGUAACGUACAUCGCCCAGGUGCUGAAGCGCAACCGCACCUUGAAGGUGCUCAACCUGAGUGCGAACCGCAUCGAGCCGCAAGGGCUGACGGCCCUCGCUGAGGCGCUCAAGUACAACUCGACGCUCGAGACACUCGACCUCAGCGGCAACCCGUGCUGCGGCCCGAGCCUGGAGGGCAUCGCUGCUCUGCGCACCAUGUUCACGGUGAACCACACUUUGAAGCGCCUCUUCCUCAGCGAUACGGGAAUGACGACUGACGGCGCGAUCGACCUCGCCGAGUUCAUCCCCGAGAACCGUGGUCUGCUGCACCUCGACCUGACCUCGAACCCCGCCAUCGGUACAGCCGGCAUCCUCGCCGUCUCCUCUGGUCUUAAGUCGAACAAGAUCAUCCGUUGCCUGGACGUCUCGAUCCCGCCGAACGACCCGAACCUCGCCGAGCUGUCACAGUCGAUCCUCCAGUCGUGCAUCCGGAACACGGAGAUUGCAGCCGAGGCGCUGAAGGAGGGCAAGACGCGCGGCGCCCACGAAGCCAUGUGGCGCCCGAUCAAGAAGUCCGCCCUUGUGCGCCAGGUCAAGGCUGCCGAGUCGCGCCGCGUGCAGGCCGAGGCCGCCGCGGUCGUCCAUAGCGUGGAGGGCCAAGCGCGGGAGCACGUCUACCGUCUUGCGCCCGAUGAGCUGGUUCCUGACGCCGAGCGCGUCAUCCCCGCUCUGGAGAAGUGGUACGCCCACCCGCGGCGCGACGCGCACAGCCCAUCGGAGGAGUUCAAGCCUCUCCUCGAGCGCGCCAAGGCGCUCAGCGAGCGGCUGCAAGAGCUCGCGCCCGCCGAGUCCGACCCGGCCAAGCUCGAGCGCAUGCUCGGCGCGAACGACCAACUCACCGCUUUGGUCGGCAAGGCGGCCUCCUUCCUCCCGACGCCGCCACGUAUCCUUCUCCCGUCGCAGAUCGCAUUUGCGUCCCCCGCCGCGCCCGUCGUGACGCCCACCGGCGCCCAUGGCCGGCGGCACAUGCGCAGUGUGAGUCUGGAGAUCUCAAGUCCGAACUUUUCGCUCGGCGAGAGCGACGUGGAGGAAUCCGACGAGGACGACGAACACCUCUCCCCCGCCACCGCGCGCCGGCGGCCCGAGCAGGAGAGCCCCACCAAGUCUGUCGCUAAGAGCAACAGACUCCAGGCGGAUCUCAUGGAGGCGGCGGCCGACGGAGACACUGAGGCCCAGAGCGAGGAGAGUGCGGCGGCCAAGGCAGAGGAACUCAGGCGGAAGGCGGAAUGUCUCGUCGACGCCGAGCUGGCCGUGGGCGCCUCCUCCCCAGUCUCGAAUACAUCGCGCAAGUGGGUCGAGGAGGAGGCCGAGAUCUUCCGCAAGGGCACAAAGUUAGGUGUUGCCGAGUCUGAUUCGGACUCGGACUCUGACGACGCGGCGCCCUCCUCGCCUCUAGCUCAUAGCCGGCGCAGCAGCACGGGAGGCAAAGACAGCGACGGGGAUAGCGUCAAGGGGCUCAAGGACGGGGGAGAGAGUGGAGAGGCCCUCCGGAGGAAAAUCCUCGAUGCGGAAGUACCGCGCGAUCAGCCCAGGGAUGUGGCCGAACUCAACCGCGUUGAGCAGGAAGAGGACAGCAAGGAUGAUGAGUGA